AUGGGGCGGACGAGCGUGGCGACGGCGGCGGCGGCGGCGCUGCUGGUGCUGGCGGCGUGCGCGGCGCUGCCGGCGAGGACGGCGGCGAACAAGAUCAGCAUCAACUGGAAGCCCAACGUCAACUACACCGACUGGCUGAAGCAGCACAGCCCCUUCUACAAGGACGACUGGCUGGGUAAGCCCCCCACGCCCACGCAUUGGCCUUCCUUCCUCGGCCACCUCUUCUUCUCUUUCUCCGCGCCUCCUCCUCUUGUCAGAUCUGAGCUUCUGACCCCGCGGCGCCUCGGCUCUCCCGCCGCCCGCCGGCACGCAGUGUUCUACUACACGGCGGGGCAGGCGGACGUGGUGCAGGUGGACGAGGUCGGGUACAACAAGUGCGACGCCACCAACGCCGUCUACAACUACAGCAAGGGCCGCAGCUUCGCGUUCCAGCUGAACGAGACCAAGACCUACUACUUCAUCUGCAGCUACGGCUACUGCUUCGGCGGGAUGCGCCUCGCCAUCAAGGCCGAGAAGCUGCCGCCGCCGUCCCCGCCGCCGUCCGCCAGCGACCGCUCCGCCGCCAUCACCGCCGCCUUCGCCAGGUCCCACGCUGCCGUCAUCUACGCCGCCGUCGCCGUGCUCACCGCGCUCCUCAGGAUGGUCUAG
Molecule: messenger RNA, 648 nt
Organism: Miscanthus lutarioriparius
Lineage: Eukaryota; Viridiplantae; Streptophyta; Magnoliopsida; Poales; Poaceae
Source: the annotation of a GenBank genome assembly